Molecule: messenger RNA, 1004 nt
Organism: Seminavis robusta
Lineage: Eukaryota; Bacillariophyta; Bacillariophyceae; Naviculales; Naviculaceae
Source: the annotation of a GenBank genome assembly
UGGAUGUCUAAUAAUCGAGCAGCUUCCUCGCCCCCUCGAACUCCCACUUUAGUACAAGGUGCACAAGGAAGUACAUACCGGUAAAACCAGCCGCUAUUGCAGUCUGCUUUGACCAUAAUAAACAGACUGCUACGAUGAGCUCUACGUUGUCAGAGCAACAGAGUGCUAUGGGGUCCUUCCUCUCGCAAUUACUCGCUGGAAGUGACUUUGAGAAUGGGGUAGCAGAGAUUGAGGUUGUCCAAGACAACGCCGUGGGGCAUGGCAAGAAGACCAAGAAUGGAAGAUCUGUAUUGGAUCGCAGCGGCAGCGCAUCUAGGCAUCGGAUAUGUCGGUGGGAUAGUUUGCCCUCGCAACAUCAUCAGGAUUCCAAGAAGAAACUUGAUUCUCAAGAGGUCAAAUCCAUGCGGACGUUGAGAAGACCGAGACGGAGACACAGUACAGAACUGGAAGGAGACGAUGAUGCUACCACUGGCACAGCAGUAUCAUCAUCCAGCGAUGGUACAUGUAGCACCCUGUCCAGUAGUAGUACCUCCGAAAGUGAAACUGAGAGCUUUUUCACAAGCAAACCGUCUCGUGGGUCCAGUCCGCCGUGUCGAUCUAUGGGCUGGAUUGCCAAAGACGCACAUCGAUAUCGAAACAGGGCUGCUGGAACGCAGCGACCCAAGAAUUACCAAUCGAGCGCUGCGUAAACGCAACGGGAGAAAAGCAGAAAAGCUACCCACAUUCAAAAAGAUCCGAAUUUUGAUGUGCUCCCAACAUGAUGUAUACUAUUUAAAUCCGUGUACCGGUACCAUCCAUAGAAGCUUGUAACACUAGCAAAGUCAAGAUUUCUCAUAUCCACAACAGCGAAAUCCUCAUGCAGGCAUUAUCCCUACCUGAGAAUUGCCUUGUUCCGUUUCCUCACGGGCCGUGCGGCAGAUUGUCAGCUCCGUUCUUCUCUUGAAGGGCGGAGAGUCUAUGAGUCACCCCAGAACUUAAACUGUAACAACCAUACCUCACUCGCG